AUGUACCCUCAACACUCCGGGCAAGGUCAACAUGCUCGGCUGAACGGCGCUGGGCGAGGCGGCAUGCCAAACAUGCUAUAUAACUACCAGCAUACUCAACACCAACACCCAUCUCAGACACAACACCAUCAAGGCCUUCAACAUGACCAUGGCAUGUCCGGCGUCAAUGGCUUGGGACAUCACUCGACAUUCACCCCCGGUGGCCUUUCGAACUCGAGUCCUUUCGCUCCGAAUGCGCUUCAGAAUGGGCACUCAGCUGGAAACCGAGGUCAGCCUCCCCCGAACGAGAUGUGGCAAGAACAAUUGAGGAUGCACAAAGAUGCUGAACGGGCGCACGCUGCCAUGACCGAUCAACAACAACCGCACUACUAUGCUAGGCUCAAGGCGUCGGAAAACAGAGGCAUAGGCGGCCCGCCCCCAAACAGUUUACGUGCUCAGCCGGACGACGAGAACGAUGGUGUCGAUAGAAGACGACCCCUGACAGUGGAGAAGGAAACAAGACGACAAGACUGGCACAACAUGGAUAUGAGUGGACAAGGCUUGCGAAACUUGGCACCGGAGUUAUUCAAGUACAAGUUCUUGAACGAGCUCUACAUCGCUUCCAACAAGCUUAGGGUCCUGCCGAACGCGAUUGGAGAACUACGAGCAUUACGCCAUCUCGAUGCCUCCUACAACAAAAUUGUAGAGAUUCCCCCCGAAAUUGGAAUGUGUACCUACCUCAAGAAUUUGCUGCUCUUUAACAACCAAAUUCACACUUUGCCCAACGAACUUGGAUCGCUUCACCUUCUUGAAAUGCUUGGAGUCGAGGGCAACCCCCUGAACUCUGAUAUCAAACACGAGAUCAUGGAGAAGGGGACAAAGAGCUUGAUCAAUUACCUAAAAGAAAACGCCCCCUGUCCCCCUCCUCCCGCACCUCGAAAGCUCGUUCCCAUUCAAGAGGAUGUAUCGCCCAAUCUGGAACGGAUCAAGGUCUUUUCUUGGAACAUUCUUUGCGACAAGUAUGCGACCCCCCAAACUUAUGGCUACACACCAACGGAUGCUCUCGACUGGAAUUAUCGUAGAAGCUGUAUCCUGGAGGAACUUCAACUCAGGGAUGCAGAUUUCCUUGCCCUUCAGGAGGUAUCCACAGAUGCGUUCAAGGAGGAUCUCAGUCCCGAUCUGGCUCAGAUGGAUUACAAGGGUGUUCACUGGCCCAAGUCAAGAGCCAAGACCAUGUCAGAGAGGGAUGCCCAAUCUGUUGAUGGUUGCGCCGUCUUUUAUAAGCAGAGCAAGUUCAUUCUCCUCGACAAGCAGCUGAUCGAGUUCGCCACUAUCGCCAUCAACCGACCCGAUAUGAAGAACCAGCACGACGUGUUCAACCGUGUCAUGCCCAAGGACAACAUUGCCGUCAUCUGCUUCUUCGAAUCCCGCCUUACUGGAGCUCGAAUCAUCCUGGUCAACGCCCAUCUUACCUGGGACUCUGCUCUGGCUGAUGUCAAGGUUAUCCAAACCGGUAUCCUGAUGGAGCACGUUACUAAGCUUGCCGAGAAGUACGCUAGGUGGCCAGCUGUUAAGGACAAGAAGAUGAUUGUGCUACCGGUGGGCGAAGACGAAGUGCCUAUCCCUCAAGCCGAACCAGGUCCCAGCCAAGAGUACCGCACCAAUACCGAAAUUCCCCUACUUGUUUGUGGUGAUUUCAACUCAACGGAAGACUCUUCCGUGUACGAGCUGAUGUCUAUGGGACGUGUGCCUCCGGAUCACUUCGAUUUGAGCAGCUACCAAUACGGUAGCUUUACACGCGAUGGUAUCGAACACCCCUUCAGCUUGAGGGAUGCAUACGCCCAUAUUAAACAAACCGCCGACGAAAUGCCAUUCACCAACUAUACGCCCGGAUUCGCCGAUGUAAUUGAUUACAUCUGGUACUCAACAAACACCCUCGAGGUUGUAGACCUACUAGGACCUCCUGAUCCCGAAUAUCUCAAGCGAGUGCCCGCUUUCCCUAACUGGCACUUCCCUGCCGAUCAUAUUCAGAUCAUGUCUGAAUUUGUGAUCAAGGGGCGCAAAGAGAAAAAGCACCUUCCUGAGCGCGAACCCGACUUUGGACCCGGAUCACGUAGCUAG
Messenger RNA from Fusarium coffeatum, 2100 nucleotides. RefSeq lists its product as uncharacterized. Gene Ontology annotation, biological process: nuclear-transcribed mRNA poly(A) tail shortening. Gene Ontology annotation, molecular function: protein binding; poly(A)-specific ribonuclease activity. The coding region runs from base 1 to 2100 and encodes 699 amino acids. The transcript has 2 exons. NCBI's taxonomy places the organism in Eukaryota, Fungi, Ascomycota, Sordariomycetes, Hypocreales, Nectriaceae. Gene Ontology annotation, cellular component: cytoplasm; nucleus; CCR4-NOT complex. The record is from RefSeq and is a predicted model, not a curated record.